AUAUAAUACAUAUAUCAUUUUAAUAAUUAAUUAGAUGGACUCGGGAAAAAAAUUAGAAGGGUGUAGUUGUAGUUCUAAAUCAGCAAACAAGAGUAAUCAAUCAAAAUGCGAACAACCACAAAAGUCAUCAUAUUCGACACAACAAACCCCUUGUAGCCCGUGUCCGUGUCCCGCAGAAGAAUGUAAAGUCACUCUUAAGACCGUGCGUGCUUUAGUCGAGGCCGAAAAUAAAGACGUAGAAUUGUCAGAGCUGUUAAGUGGUAUAACUAUUCUAGACGAGCAUAGACCAAAAAAGAAAAUCUUAAAUAUGUAUGACGCAAAUUCGAAAAUUAAUAGAGUCGAAAUGGAACAUAAUGUAGAUCCGGAAUAUAUAGCAUUUAUUAUGAAGAAUAUUGAAGAUGGAUAUAACUUGAAAACGGACCCAAUUGAAAUGUAUGAACACUUAUUUUCAAAAGGUAAUGAAGAAGCACCUCUAGUGGCACUUGGUCCUACCGCUGACUUAUCAAAUGAAGAUCUUGUAGUGCCACUUUCACCUCCAGCAGUUGUAAAUGCUAAAGACCCAGAUUACGAAAAAGGUUCACGAAUUGGAAGAAUCAUACAAAGUUUAAAUGUCACCGUGGCUGAGGCUACUAAUAUUGAUAACGUUGACGAUCUACAAGUACUCAUAGGUGGAGGAACACAUGAAGAAAACAUAGCAGAUAGUACUCAUAACGAAUACGAUGGUGGAACCCGUGAUUUAAAGUUGGAGACUAGAGCACCAAUACAAUCAGCUGCCGUUUUACGCGGCUCUACGCCUCCUACCUGGUUUCCAGGCUAUAAUGUAGCGCUUCCUAACACAGCUCAUCCUGCACUAGUAAAUGAUCCAGCAACUGUAUUAGACGAAGCUUGGUUCCACAGUCAACCUUUGGCUUUAAAUUUAGACACUAAGGGAGCUAAACUAAUAGGAUCCUAAUUUUUUUUAAUAGUGUUACAUAACACACGAUUAAAUAUG
Molecule: messenger RNA, 991 nt
Organism: Daktulosphaira vitifoliae (grape phylloxera)
Lineage: Eukaryota; Metazoa; Arthropoda; Insecta; Hemiptera; Phylloxeridae
Exons: 4
Coding region: 35-952 (305 amino acids)
Source: RefSeq, a predicted model, not a curated record